CGGAACGAAUAGUGGAACGAGAGCGAGCGUUUUUUUUACCAAAAUUCAAAACUAAUUUUUUCAAUCACAGGUUUUUUCCAAUUUACUUACAAUUAGUUAUGUGAACACUUGGUGCACGCAAUUACUGAACGUUGUUUGAAUGCGGGUGUUUGAUUGGUACGAAUCUUAGUGAAUCUUUGAAUAAUUGUGAGACAAAAACUCAAAACUUACAAAAACAAAACCUCAGAAGGCAGAAAAAAAUCACAUUUCAUCAUCAUCUCAUCGUUGUGUGAGUGAAAAAAAGCAAAAAUUUCAUCAUGUUACGCGUGGAAGAGGCAAACAAGCUGCUCGACUUCAGUCAAAAGCUGGACAUCACACUGCUCGACAACAUCGUUGGAUGUCUUUACACGAGUCAGGGCGAUCAACUGCGUUUAGCGCAAGAAAUCCUUACGACGCUGAAGGAGCAUCCCGAUGCAUGGACCCGUGUCGACAGCAUCCUGGAGUUUUCGCAAAAUCAGCAAACAAAGUACUAUGCCUUGCAAAUUCUCGAGGAAGUAAUUAAAACGCGUUGGAAGAUUUUGCCGCGGAACCAGUGUGAAGGCAUAAAAAAGUAUCUCGUGGGAUUGAUUAUCAAAACUUCGUCAGAUGCGGCGACCAUGGAAGGGAAUAAGGUCUUUUUGAACAAAUUAAACAUCAUUUUGGUGCAAAUUUUGAAGCGGGAAUGGCCUAAAAACUGGGAGACGUUCAUCAGUGACAUCGUUGGCGCCUCCAAGACGAACGAGACGUUGUGUCAAAACAACAUGAUCAUCCUGAAAUUGCUGAGUGAGGAGGUUUUUGACUUUAGUUCGGGCCAAAUUACGCAAACGAAGGCGCGUCACUUGAAAGACACCAUGUGCAGCGAAUUUUCGCAAGUGUUCCAGUUGUGCCUCUUUGUCUUGGAAAACUCCCUGAAUGCGCCGCUAAUCUCGGCAACGCUCGAGACACUGCUGAAAUUCCUCAAUUGGAUCCCGCUCGGGUACAUUUUCGAGACGAAGCUCAUCAACAUGCUCGUUUGCAAGUUUUUGACGAUACCCAUGUUCCGGAAUGUCUCGAUCAAGUGUUUGUCGGAAGUCGCAGGUCUCCAGCUGGCGAAUUACGACACAAUUUUCAUCAAUAUGUUCAAACAAACGAUGGAACAGUUCGAACAGAUGAUCCCCGAAGAGACGGAUAUGAAUCAGAUUUACAUGAAUGGCAACGACGACGAGCAGUGUUUCGUGCAAAAUUUGGCAAUGUUCCUUUGCACGUUCUUGCGGGUGCAUGGACCCGUCGUUGAGCGUCGCGAUACUGUCGAUGCCUUGCAAAAAGCCCUUGUCUACCUCGUGAUGAUAUCCGAAGUCGAAGACGUGGAAAUUUUCAAAAUUACCCUCGAAUAUUGGAAUAGCUUGGCAUGCGACUUGUACAAAGAGACCCCUUAUGGCACGCAAAGCACGCGAAAAGCCACCUACACGAAAAUCCUCUCGAAAGUGCGGUACAUCAUGAUUUCGCGCAUGGCGAAGCCCGAAGAGGUGCUCGUUGUCGAAAACGAAAAUGGCGAAGUGGUGCGGGAAUUCAUGAAGGACACGAACAGCAUCAAUUUGUACAAAAAUAUGCGCGAAACGUUGGUUUACUUGACGCAUUUGGACUACUUCGAUACGGAACGCAUCAUGACGGAGAAGCUGAACAACCAAGUUAAUGGCACAGAAUUCUCCUGGAAGAAUUUGAAUACGCUGUGUUGGGCCAUCGGAUCCAUUUCGGGCGCCUUUUUCGAAGAAGAUGAAAAAAGAUUCCUCGUUACAGUCAUUAAAGACCUCCUUGGGCUGUGCGAACAGAAAAAGGGCAAGGACAACAAAGCAAUUAUCGCGUCGAACAUUAUGUAUGUCGUGGGACAGUAUCCGCGCUUUUUAAGGGCUCAUUGGAAGUUCCUCAAGACGGUCGUUAACAAACUUUUUGAGUUUAUGCAUGAGACACACGAUGGCGUACAGGACAUGGCAUGUGAUACUUUCAUCAAAAUUGCCCUCAAGUGUCGUCGGCAUUUCGUUACACUCCAACCCAAUGAGGCAUGCACCUUCAUUGAUGAGAUUUUGGCAACUAUUAGUUCGAUUAUUUGUGACUUACAGCCGCAACAGGUUCAUACAUUCUACGAGGCAGUUGGGUACAUGAUUUCCGCGCAAGUUGACCAAGUCGCACAAGAUGCUUUGAUUGAAAAGUACAUGACAUUGCCGAAUCAGGUUUGGGAUGGAAUAAUUUCCCAAGCAACUCACAACGUUGACGCUCUCAAAGACAUGGCUGCGGUGAAACCUCUCGGCAGCAUAUUGAAGACAAAUGUUCGUGCAUGCCGUGCUUUGGGCCAUUCUUACGUCGUACAAUUGGGUCGCAUUUACUUAGACAUGCUGAACGUGUAUAAAAUCAUGUCGGAAAAUAUCUCGCAAGCGAUUGUCGUGAAUGGCGUCGCCGUCAACAAUCAACCGCUCAUCAAGGCAAUGCACGUCAUUCGCAAAGAGACGUUAACGGUAAUCAGCGAGUGGGUUUUACGGUCAAACGAUGCGAAAAUGGUGAUGGAUGACUUUGUGCCGCCGUUACUGGAUGCUGUGUUGCUCGACUAUCAGCGUACUAAAGUCCCAGCUGCUCGAGAGCCCGCAGUUCUCAGUACUAUCGCGACAAUUGUCAACAAAUUGGAAGGCGCCAUCACCGGGGAAGUUCUCAAGAUCUUCGAUGCUGUCUUCGAGUGCACGCUGGAUAUGAUAAACAAGAAUUUCGAGGAUUAUCCACAACAUCGCACGCACUUUUACGAACUUUUGGAGGCCGUGAAUGCGCAUUGCUUCAACGCAUUCUUGAAUAUUCCGCCGGCACAAUUCAAAUUGGUCUUUGAUUCGAUCGUUUGGGCAUUCAAGCACACAAUGCGCAACGUUGCUGAUACCGGUUUGGUCAUUUUGUUCCAAAUGCUCAAAAACUUCGAAGAUCACCCGCAGGCAGCGCAAGGCUUCUAUCAGACCUACUUUACGGACAUUUUGACACAAGUUUUCUCAGUUGUCACCGAUACAUCGCACACCGCUGGCAUCCAGAUGCACGCUACAAUUCUCGCCUACAUGUUUACGCUGGUAGAACAAAACCGAAUCACAAUUUCGCUCGGCGCCAUACCAGACAACGUACUGUACGUGCAGGAAUAUGUCGCCUCGUUGCUGCGAUCUGCCUUCGGACAUCUCACCGAUAAUCAAAUUAAAGUAUUUGUCACCGGAUUAUUCAAUCUAGAUCAGGAUGUUCAAGCAUUUAAAGAGCACCUUCGGGACUUUUUGAUCCAAAUUCGGGAGGUAACCGGCGACGACGACUCCGACCUUUACCUGGAAGAACGAGAAGCUGAAUUAAAGAAGGCGCAAGAAGAGAAAUGUCGCAUUCAAAUGUCCGUGCCUGGAAUUCUCAAUCCAUACGAAGUACACGAAGAGAUGCAAGAUGAAUAAAUGCUGGCGC
Molecule: messenger RNA, 3462 nt
Organism: Culicoides brevitarsis
Lineage: Eukaryota; Metazoa; Arthropoda; Insecta; Diptera; Ceratopogonidae
Gene: emb
Product: exportin-1
Exons: 7
Coding region: 297-3452 (1051 amino acids)
Biological process (GO): ribosomal large subunit export from nucleus; protein export from nucleus; ribosomal small subunit export from nucleus
Cellular component (GO): nucleus; cytoplasm
Molecular function (GO): small GTPase binding; nuclear export signal receptor activity
Source: RefSeq, a predicted model, not a curated record